Molecule: messenger RNA, 4329 nt
Organism: Colias croceus (clouded yellow)
Lineage: Eukaryota; Metazoa; Arthropoda; Insecta; Lepidoptera; Pieridae
Exons: 8
Coding region: 348-3263 (971 amino acids)
Source: RefSeq, a predicted model, not a curated record
ACGCUCCCCACGCAUGCACAUCCUCCUUCGGCAUGCGUUGCUGGCAUGUGAGAAAUUAGAGCCGCUUGUUAAAAAGAAAACAUUGUCUAUGACAGUUUGCGCGCGAACCGAGUUCGAUUUUUGAAUUGUAUUGUGUUGUGAUACAUUUUUGUGAUAAACUUUUCGUGCUUAGUACAUACAUACCAAAUAAAAUAAACGUUUUAUUUUUGUUUAUGUUUUAAUUUGCGGAUUUAUGUUCUGAAUUUUGGAUAUUGCAUCACAAAAUACUAUGUGUUUCGGGAAAACGGACGAGAGCGACACAAAAUGCUAGCGACGAAUGGGCCGGAGGCCCAUGAACAGCUAACGAGAUGGUAACGUGCGACGAGAGCACACCUGUCGGCGGCUUCCACUUGGGUGGUCGCGAGGAUGAGGGGCGCGCGCCGAGCGUCUCCUCACUCUCGCUGUACAAGCAGAAGAUUGACGCGCUGUUCGAUGACACCCGCUCGGUCACCAGCCUGCACGGGACGGAUGUAGGCAGGCGAGACAGCAAGAUAAGUUUGCCGCAAGACAGUAAGACGAUAUUUGAAGAUGAAAAUGACUACUGCGAGAACAAAAUUAAGAAGAUCAAUAAUACAGUCCAAGACCGUAUAGAGAAAAUGUUUGCAGAUAUGGCGGGAGAAACCAGGCCUUUUGAAGGCAUUGGAGUGCAUGUGUUCAAUGUACACUACUUAGGCUCUACACCCUUACAGAGUAAAGUCACGAGCCUGUCUGGACUGCAAACGCCAUUAAAAGAUUUAUAUUUUGCCUAUAGAAGAAAUUACCGCCAUAAAAGUACAUUAACAGGCAGACUAGAAAUAUCAAAGAGUGGACUGAAAGUAAGGUACAAAGGGGAGAAAGGAGAUUUAGAACAAUUAAAUCCAUUCCCAACAAUAGCUGUUUGGUCGGCUGUUAAAUUUGUUGUUCAAGACACGGACAAGGAACCCAACGAGCAGAGCUACGCAUUUUUGCCUCUUAUUACCGACCCUGAUAACAUAGAUCGUCAAGCGUUAUUCAAGUCAUUGGAAACAUCUGAAAAGAAAUAUAUCCUCUCCCACAACGAAAACACCCAUUCACCCCUUUUCGCUGUUGUGAUGAGGAAAAUCGGAGUCGCUAAACAACUCGAGUGUCAUGGGUUUGUAUGUCAGACGACUGAAGACGCUAUCGUUAUAGCGGCGACGUUGUACAAAUCCCUUAUGUCACACAUGAGUCGUCAGGGCCACGCCGAUAAAAAGACGUUGAAAAAUCGAAACGGAGUCAGUUGUAUGAGUACGGCUAGUAGUUUACCGGCGAAUGAUAUCCCGGUUAGACCUCCACGAAAGAAACGCAGCACGUCGUCUUAUAGCGGCGACAGUGAUAGAGCUGAUGGAUUCUCAGCGAGCGAGUCGUUCACGGAGCAAUCAAAAAUGGAUAACUUUAAGGAACUAUCGAUUUCAUCCCCACCCGUUCUCCCGCUGGAUGCGAAAAGAAUUACAGUUGAAGAGGUGAAAGCUAAAUUAGAUUCGAUUAAACACAAUGGUGCUCGUGAUCAUGAAUUAAGGAAAUCACUAGAAAAGCUUCCACACCCUGUAAGCUUUCUGAAACAAAACCCUCUUAGCAGUAGUGAAUCAUCAGUUCGCAGUAAAGUUUCAGAGAAAAUUGAACUAUUUCGUGAAAUGGAGAGACGAAAGAGUAUACAACGACCACCGACAUUACCACCGCCGAUUCCUGUUAAACCAGCUCCGUCCCCAGAUUCGAAGGAACCUCUCAGAAGGACACAAAGUGGUAGAAAAUCAUUGGGAGAGACUGGUGAUAUUCUAACGAAAGUCGCUAUACCAAGGUCGGGAAGUUUUCUCAAUGCAGGGGGAUUGACGCGUUACAAAUCUAUUGGCCAUAGGAACAAUGGGAAGAAAGGAGGUGGAUCACCAUUGGGUUUCAAUGAAUUAUUUAACGAAUUCAAAGUGCAAGAAAAUUUACAUUCGAUGGAUGAAAUUUUGAAUGUCAUUAUCGACCCGGACGGAAUGUCUUUUAAUGAUUUAAAACCUAUUUAUAAAGAAUUCCUAUUGAAACUAGCGGUAACAUUAACAAAAGAUGAAAUCUUCCAGCACAGUAAAGCCAUAAUGAAGAAACAAAAGAAAAAGCUGUUACGAAGGAACAGCACGUUCCAAAUCAAGAGGAGGACAUUUUUCAAGGGUGCCAGUGGUCUACGAAUGGUAUUCAGGUUACCGUUUGGAAAAGAUAAAAAGAAAGAGAAGAAACGAUUACAAGCGUUGGAAACUACCAAUCCAUCAAAAGCUAAAGAUCCUAUAUCGGAAAGCUCUGUGUCUACAUCUAGUUAUGAUUUACGACAGUUCAGACCCAAAGAGCCACCUGUACUUGCGCCCAAACGACAAACGACGAGACAAAGAAAUUCAAGGCGUUCAGAAAAAGGGGUUCACGUUUCUCAACGGAAAGGGAAAUCAAGACCUGGAGAAAGGACCUCUUCAGAAGACUCAGAUUUCUUAACGUUAAGCAAUAGAUUGGGAUGUCAAAACCGAAAUAGCUCGAGUGGUUAUGUAUCGUGCUCCGAAUGCGAGUCCGAAAGCUGUAUGGACAGAUGUUACUGUUCUCUCAAAACCAACUGCAAGACCAAGUGCUAUUGUUCAGCUCUGGAUACCGGCAAAGACUCCGCCAAGGCGAGAUUACUAGGAAAAAACUGCAAAGAAUGUUCCAAAGAAGUAUAUGAAGGUGACUAUAGCUAUUGCUCUUGCGACUCAGAGAGUUGCGACGAAAGCAACAAAUGCUACUGCAACGGACCGAGGGCGGUACAAUCGUCACAAAGUAUGGAGUACUUGCAAAAUCCUUCGCAGAGAACGUAUUCUGAUAAACUGAAGCGGGCCUUUGAUCACGAUGGGAAACCGAGGACCAGAUCUGUAGCAAGUCGUCGUCGCGAAGAACGUCGUCGUGCUCGUAGUACCGACAGUGUGGCGCUUGACUAUGAGCUGCUGUUACAGAAUAAAACUAGAGCCAGUAAUAUGCAACGGCUUACAGUCCGCAGCACAGGAGCGGGAUCCCACGACGCACUAAGCGUAAAAAAGUCCGCAGAAAUGGCGGCAUUAUUCGCAGAUGUACGACUCUCUCAACGUACCGACGUUCGUUCCCUUGCACAGGGGCGAAGGGCUAGGCCUCCGCUCUUACCCCCAUCUAGUGUACCCCUCUCUAGAAUGUUCGAACAUAGGCCUUUGAGUCGGAACGCGUGUUUGGAAGAUACGCUGGGAUAUUUCCCUUGAGAAUUGAACGUUUUGCUUUUGAGGGCGUCUGAUUAUUGUUGCUUUUUGAAUACUUACUUAAAUUAAAAAAGGAAUACUUUAAAAUUUAUAUCUGAGAAAUUUUGGGGUUAUAAUUAGAUCUAUGAGUCUAUUUCAAAAUUACAAAUAAUGUUUUUUUUAAGGAAGUACUACAAAAGCAAUAAAAAAUUUAAAUGGAGUUGCAAUGAAAGUUUAAAAAUUUACAUUAUUUUAGGUUUAUGUAAGACAUGGUACAUAAAUUAAAGUGAUGGAUCACCCUGACGGUCUCAAGAAACGAACGAAUUGUAUAUAAAAAUAUAAUAACAGUCAUAAUUUUGCAGAAACUAUACACGUAAUAAACCUUUCUAAAAUUUGUAAUUUAUAGUAUGUUUUAAUAUUUAUUCUUACAAAAUAUAUGAUGCACUUAUUGCAAAAUCUCAUACAUCUAUGUAGAAAGACUGAAUACAUUAGAAAAUGUACCACUUUAGUAUUCAGCUAAUAUUAUUGUAUAUGACUUGCGUAUCUCAAUCAAUAUACCACCUUAUUUACAUGAUAAGGACAAUAAUUAGGUAUAAAGGCUAAUUUAUCUAUGUAUGUAGUUAUUUAUUCAGUAAAAUAACAUUUAUUAUACAUAGGUUAACUGUUGAGUCAAAUGUAACUUAAGGAUUUGUUUAAGUCAAUUUUUAGAUAUCUUUUUGGUUAUUUAUUGGGAUUUAAAAUGGGGAAACAAAAUUGUAAAACCAUAUUUAAUAAUGUUAUUUUCAAAAAUUGGUAAAACAUUUUUAUUUAAUUGUUUGUAAUAAUUGUAUGAAAAUUCUUAAGAAUUGCUUCAAUCGACACUAAAGCCAUUUUAGUAUUACUACUAAAAUAUAGGAUCCGCAAUAUGAUUAUGUUCCGAUGUAUUGUUUGUAAGUGUAAAUAUAUAUUAAGUAUCUUUUAUACAUUUAUAUUGUUUUAUUCUAAUUAAGAAUUGGUUUAUACCUGUGCAAUAAAAUUUGUGCAAUACAAUAAAAUUGUAAUAUGCUAAAGAAAUGUUACUGCGUGUGCAAUAUCGAAUGAUCUGAAAUAU